AAAAAAGUCCAGUUUGUGCAGUUUGAAGUUGUCUGUCAGUGUGCUGAUUCAUAAGUUCGCUUUCGAGCAAAUUUCCGGAGCGAUUGUAUUUAUGCGUUAGCGAAAAUAGGCAGAAAGAAAAUGGUGUUGGCGGAGAAAAAUACGGAGAACGUUAGAAAUGGACGGAGGAGUCGAGGGCCGAGUCCCAACGGACAUGUUCAGGAGUCCACAAGCGAAGAUGAAAGCUCAGUUCCAGUAGAUAAAAUAAGGGUCGGUAGGGAUUAUCAGGCCACAUGUCCGGAAUUGCAACCCGAAGCCCUCAGAAAACCCGAACUUUUGGCCGACAGGGCUCUUUUAGUGUGGUCUCCAACGGAAACCAUACCUGAGACAAAAUUGGAGGAUUACAUUAUUUUGGCCAAAGAUAAGUACGGUUACAAUGGGGAGCAGGCUUUGGGGAUGUUAUUCUGGCACAAACACGACCUUGAGAGGGCUGUUCUCGAUUUGGCCAACUUCACACCAUUCCCUGACGAGUGGUCUGUUGAAGACAAGGUCCUUUUUGAACAGGCUUUCCAGUUCCACGGUAAAAGUUUUCACAGGAUAAGGCAGAUGCUACCCGACAAAAGCAUAGCAAGUUUGGUGAAAUACUACUACAGUUGGAAGAACACUCGUUCGCGUACAAGCUUGAUGGACAAACAGGCGAGAAAAUUGAACACACAGAAGGAAGACGGGGCCCCCUCGGAGGCUGGAUCCGAGGUGGGAUCAAACGAGGAGUCGGAUCAUGACGAAAAGAUCCAGGUGAACAAGCAGAACGUGAGCUCGCUGAAGCGCAAGCAUUCGGACUCGAUCGAGGAGCUGCGUCCGGCUAGCGCGCCGGACGGCCAGACGCGGGUCAACGCGCGCUGGACCAACGAGGAGCUGCUGUUGGCGGUGCAGGGCGUGCGGAAGUACGGCAAGGACUUCAAGUCGAUCGCCGAGGUGCUCGGCAACAAGACCGAGGCGCACGUGCGGACGUUCUUCGUCAACCACCGCAAGCGCUACAACUUGGACACGGUGCUGAAGGAGUGGGAGAAGGACAACGGCCCCAUCUCCGUCGACGACGACAAAGACAACGACGUCAUUUGUUUGUCGCCCACUCCGCCCAAGAACGGCAAGGUGGCGCAAGCCGCCAAAUGAUGACGUCGUCCGCAAACUUGUUUUCUAAGGAGGUAGUAGUAUCACUUUUUUUUGGUAUACGAAAUUUUCGUUCGACUCAGGACUAAUAGGAUCGCGUGCGCCUUUAUUAUUUUUUCUUUGUUUAAGCGGGACAGUCCACUGUUAAACGUUUUAAAUCAAUUAUUUUUGUCUUCCCACACUUCACACUGUUUAUUCUAACGUCAUCAUCAUAUAAUAAAC
Molecule: messenger RNA, 1371 nt
Organism: Brassicogethes aeneus
Lineage: Eukaryota; Metazoa; Arthropoda; Insecta; Coleoptera; Nitidulidae
Source: the annotation of a GenBank genome assembly